AUGCCAGGCAUUCGACGUGUUGCUAUUUUUCUCCUGUGUCUUAAUUUUUUAACGAUCCAUGCGACUGAGAAUCAAAAUGACACGAGGAUUUUAUCCAGGCCGAAAAGGUACUUGAUCUUCCCGGAGGGCAGCAAUAUGCAGAUGGUAUACUGUCUGACCUUUGGAACGUACAUUACAGAAACAGACGUGGUGGUGGGAAUAACAGCUGCUAUGGCUUGGGAGCUACCGACCAAAGUUGACCCAAAAGUAACAAAGCUGCUUCAUCGUCGAACCAGAAGCGUCAUGUUUCCCAAAAUAGAGGCGUUUUUGCAGUCGACGGGACUUGAUGGGAAGGCUUGCGUGAUGAAGGCACUUUGCGAAGCGGCCCAAAGGGAUCCUGCUGACGUAGGCAAAGGAACCCUGGUCCAGGAACUUCUACACGUAAUAUUUACGUUGCCCAGGGACGGAGGACGGUUCGAGCGAUCGCGGGAUCAAGCUUACGAGCACGCAUACCGGAGCAGCGAAAAUUGCGGCCAACUUUAUCCGACUUGCCGGCACUCCAUUUACGACCUAGACUUCUGA
Osmia bicornis bicornis is the source of this 561-nucleotide messenger RNA. RefSeq lists its product as uncharacterized. The record is from RefSeq and is a predicted model, not a curated record. Lineage: Eukaryota; Metazoa; Arthropoda; Insecta; Hymenoptera; Megachilidae. Bases 1 to 561 code for a protein of 186 amino acids. The transcript is spliced from 4 exons.